GUCUCUCCUCGACUCGAUGACUCGACCAUGGAUUCCCCCGGCAAUCGGCUCACAACUUUCGAGUGCCAUAUUAUCAGCCAGUUUCAAUUUUUCGAGCUUUACGAAACCUGUCAACAUGAAGAUCUUUGUCAUGGCUGCUGCACUGAUUGCAUCGCUGACUGCCGACACCGCCACCGCUGGCUACGUGACGACGUCGGGGACGAAUUUCGAGCUGGAUGGCAAACCAUUCAACGUGUUCGGUACCAACGCCUACUGGGUCUCGGAGACCACUUUAAGCAAAACGGACCUGGAGAAGGUCUUUAACUCCAUGGCCAAGAACCACCUGACUGUGUGUCGUUUGUGGGGGUUUGCUGACCUCACGGAGGCUGGCUCGGCACCAAAAAACGUCGUGUACCAGUUGUGGGAGAACGGCAAAGCCACCGUCAACACUGGAGACAAUGGGCUCGGUUACUUCGACUUGGUGAUCGCGGCGGCCAAGGCUGCUGGCGUCAAGCUGGUCGUGCCGUUUGUGAACAACUGGGCCGACUACGGCGGCAUCGACGUGUACGUUCAGCAACUCGGAGGCAAAUACCACGACGACUUCUACACGGACGAGAAGAUCAAAGCUGCGUACAAGAACUUCGUCAAGACGUUCGUGGAGCGGUACGCUGACGAUGACACCAUCAUGGCUUGGCAGCUGUGCAAUGAGUGCCGUUGUGAGGGAUCUGGAACUCUAAAGGAGUCGGGCAAGUGUAACGCCGGAACACUUACGGACUGGAUGGCCGAGAUGUCUUCGUAUAUUAAAUCGCUGGACUCGAAGCACCUCGUGGCGUCGGGAAGCGAGGGCUUCUUGAACACGGACAAGAACGCCUACGUGUACUCUGGUCCGUCAGGCGUCGAUUUCGACGCCAACCUGGCGAUUAAAACCAUUGAUUACGGUGCUUACCACGCAUACCCGGACACGUGGGGUGUUGCUGCCUCGGAGGCGAAGUUGUGGGGUGUGAAGUGGAUCGAAUACCACGUGGCGUCGGGCAAGAAAGCUAACAAGCCUGUGGUUCUUGAGGAGUACGGCGUCAAGACACUUGACUCGGACUCCUACUUGGCAUGGAGCGACCAAGUGUACACUUCCAAGUCCAACAUGCAGUACUGGCAGUUCGGCAUCAAGUCGCUCGGCGCGCCGGAUGAUGGCUACACGAUCUUUGAUGAGGGCGAACUGUUUUCCGGUGUUAUUGUCCCUGCCGCCUCCAAGUUCGCGUCUCUCGGCGGCUCAGCUUCCAUCUCGAGCAAGACCAGCUAACUCUAACGAGAAGAUCAAAACCACGGAGAUUCCAACGAGAAGAUCAAAACCAACGGCUAUGCUAUCGGCAGUGCAUGCUUUUUGGCCACUGCGGAGAAAUGAGAUGAUGGCUCAGUUACUGCCUUGGAUCGGCUGACAUCAUGCUGCGUUGCGUGAUAGAAGCGGUGUACGCAGUCGUCAGAUGGAGUUUUGAAGGUUUUGGAAACAUGAAUGUGUGCGUAAAAGUGUAAAUUCCACGUCCUGGAAUGAAUUGUUAAUGACAGACAAGCUUUGAAUGUAUGUUUGAGGCAAGGUUAACAAGUGGCACCCACACUGGAGAAUUUUGCGCACUCACAUUUGAUUGAAAUGUUGCAAUUUAAUCUACAAAUUGUAGAUUUAAUGAUUGUGGAAACCUCCGUUGGUCCGUAGGCGCUGUAUUAAUGGCGGCACAGGGUAGGAGUAGAUUUCACGGGCGUAUAAAGUAACGAUAUACACGCUGAUGUUGAUGUUCUGAAAACAACUCGCGGUGGGUAUAGUUAAACAAGGUUGGACUGAAUUUGAUGA
Phytophthora nicotianae INRA-310 is the source of this 1819-nucleotide messenger RNA. RefSeq lists its product as hypothetical. The transcript has 4 exons. The record is from RefSeq and is a predicted model, not a curated record. Gene Ontology annotation, molecular function: hydrolase activity, hydrolyzing O-glycosyl compounds. Lineage: Eukaryota; Oomycota; Peronosporomycetes; Peronosporales; Peronosporaceae. The coding region runs from base 17 to 1276 and encodes 419 amino acids.